AUGGUGACGAUCAUUGUGAAUCUGCCUUGCUCUCGCAAGGAGAGGAUGGAUGACAGGGGGCCCUCGGGGGAAUCAGUAGUGCCCCUUGUACAAAGUGGAAGUGUCUCGACUCGCCCUAGUACGGCAACAGACUGGAAUAGCAUGACUAGUGGGGGAGGGGAUAGGGGUCGGACGGUCGAGCAAGUGGACGAGAUGGCGACUAACGGAACGGUCCUCAAUUUGAAGGCGCGUUUCCUCAUGCACUUGAAUAUGAGAAACUUUCCGGAGGCUUUGAAGGCAGCAGAAGAACUGUCUGCUCUGGAACCUGGGGACGCCACUGUAGAGGAGUUCCAAGUGGUGCUACGGAAAUGGAUGGAUCUCCUUUGUCAGUCCCGAGGGACUAGUUUAAUUGUACGUGUGGGUGCAGAUACGAGAAUCGAUGAUGACCAUGAUGAUGAUGAUGAUGAUGAUGAUGAUGAUGAUGAUGAGGAAGAGGAGGAGAGCUCGGAGAAGUCCUCUUCCGAUGGGGAGGACGAUUAG
Molecule: messenger RNA, 519 nt
Organism: Perkinsus marinus ATCC 50983
Lineage: Eukaryota; Perkinsozoa; Perkinsida; Perkinsidae
Exons: 4
Coding region: 1-519 (172 amino acids)
Source: RefSeq, a predicted model, not a curated record